Molecule: messenger RNA, 879 nt
Organism: Dioscorea cayenensis subsp. rotundata (Guinea yam)
Lineage: Eukaryota; Viridiplantae; Streptophyta; Magnoliopsida; Dioscoreales; Dioscoreaceae
Product: lys-63-specific deubiquitinase BRCC36-like
Exons: 3
Coding region: 1-879 (292 amino acids)
Biological process (GO): double-strand break repair
Cellular component (GO): BRISC complex; BRCA1-A complex
Molecular function (GO): metallopeptidase activity; polyubiquitin modification-dependent protein binding
Source: RefSeq, a predicted model, not a curated record
AUGUCGUUGACGGGCGUGGGGAUGUCGGAGGAGGUCUGGCUCACUCGCAUCACCCACCCAUUGAGUACCGAGACCAAGGAGAUCAUGGGACUUCUCCGCGGGGACAUCAAAUAUUCAAACGGUGGUAAUACAACUUUUUUAAUCUGGGGUGUCUCCCUACAGAUGCGGUCUGAUCAUCGCAAAGACCGAGUGAAGACUAAUCCUGAAUUGUUGGCUGCGGCAUCUCUACAAGAUGAGAAGAUGACACUGACAACAGGAAGAACAACACAAGUGAUUGGAUGGUACCACCCUCAUCCUCAUAUCACUAUACUUCCAACUCAUGUAGAUGUUCGUACACAAGCAAUGUAUCAAUUGCUGGAUGCUGGUUCUAUUAGGCUGAUACUUUCUUGCUUUAGUAAGGAUGCUCAGAAAGUUGGGAGGAUUCAGGUUAUUGCAUUUCAAUCCCUGAAUAGAAAAGAGAUGCAUGUUACACCUUUUAGCACUAGGAAGCAAAGAGAUAGAGGAAAUUCUCUUGUAGCAUAUACUGGUGAUAGCACAUUUGACACAAUAGCUGAUACAGAUUCUAUGGACAUGACACCAAGCAUAGCUGAUGCGGUUAUUGAUGACCUUGGGUGGGAUAGGGAUGUUGUUCUUGCUAUGGCCGGCACCGCACUAGGACUGAGGAAGCAAAGGAGGAGAAGUGGUGGUGGAACACUACAAUGGUGGGUUCUCGUAAGGUGUUCACAGGGAUCGGAGUUUGGUUUCCCGUUGUGUAAAAUGGAUGAGGAGGAGAAGAAUGAUGAGAUUGAGGGUGAAAGCGAUGUUGACGAUGACAGUGAGUUGGGUUUAAAUUUGGAUCCGAGAUUCCUGUUCCAAGCCCGAAAGUCAAGUUUUGAUUGA